AUGGAACUGCCACAGCCACCGCAAGAUCAAGAUCUCCGCAACAUAAUCGACAAAUUAGCGCAAUUCGUCGCAAGAAAUGGACCGGAAUUUGAGAAGAUGACCAAGAACAAACAAAAAAAUAACCCAAAAUUUAGUUUCCUGUAUGGCGGCGAGUACUUCAACUACUAUCAAUACAAAGUGACGACAGAACAAGCAAUUCUAAAGCAAACGGCCGGUGGGCAGGCGGCAUCCGCUCCCGCCGGGGCCUAUAUGGCACAGAACAGGCAAUAUGUAAUGCCCCAACAGGCCAGCGCGACGCCUGCUCAGCUGGGUCUAGCGGCCUCGAUGGCGGCGGCACCUGUACUUCAGCAGUGGCUUGCAGUCAACUCUGCCCCGCCUCCCCUUCCUCAGCACCCACAAGAAAUCGACAGCAUCACAACACAGAUCAAUGUGCUGAAAGAACAGAUUACUCAGUCAGAAAAUAAUCUAAAUGCUCAACAUGCUGUUUUGAUACAACAGCAGCAAGUGAAGAUCAAUGAGCUUGUCAGCAAGGCACAGAUGGAGUCUUUACAGAUAAUGGCUGAUGAGAACAACAUCAAUCUUAGUGAACUUGACAAUAUUCUACAGCCAAUAAUAGACAGUUGCACUAAGGACAGUAUUUCUUCAGGAAAGGGUUGGAUACUUCAACAUGCUACAUCCCAUGAUGCUGGCAAAGUCAUAUCUCAACACCUGCUUAGAAAAGUCACUCAAACUGGUGCUGCUUUUACUCAGAAACUACACAUCAUUUACCUUGUAAAUGAUGUACUCCAUCAUUGUGCACGCAAAAACGCAGAAGAUCUCAAGAAAAAUUUGGAAAAUGUGGUGGUUCCAAUGUUUUGCAAUGCCAGUAUAGCGGUGACAGAGGAGCAGGAAGCUAAGUUAAACAAGUUACUUCGUCUUUGGGAGUCCAAGUCUAACUAUUUCGAGACAGCAGUAAUUGAAAAAAUGAAGAGUCCCACCAGCUCCUACCAAGAUUAUCAGAACGCCUUAAUCUCACAGCAUGCGAAUGCUAUUUCGCAUCUGACACAGCAAACUAAAUCUACUUUUGAGAAUUAUCAAUCACAACACCAAGCUUUUGUUGGUCACACAAUGCAACAAAUACAACAAUUGGAAAUGCAAAAACAUGCCCUUGAGAUGCAAAAAACUCAAGAAAACAAUGAAAAUGAGCAGCAAAGUAAUAUGGGAAAUUUUCAUAAUAGUAAUUUCAGUGAUAUAGGAUAUCCACAGAUGGGUGGCUAUGAUCAAAACUUUAAUGCAAACUCAAAUAGUCAGCAAUAUGGUAGUGAAAGUGGGGAUAAUUACCCAACAAACAACAGUAUCAGUGGAAAUGAGAAUAGUUAUGAUAGCCAAAUAUUUGAACAAAUAGCAAAGCAAAAGAAAGAAAAUAUUGAAGAUCCUGAUUUAUCUAAUCUACCAAAUGUAAACUUCUCCAUACCACCACCAGGCUUCAAGCCUCUUGAUAAUGCACCACUGCAGGCUUUCCAAAAUGGUCUUCCUGACCUUAGCAAACCUCCACCAGGUUUUCCACCAUUAAUUCCUGAAAUUAACAAUGAAGAUUUGAUGCCUUCAGUACCAUACUUCGAACUCCCCGCUGGUUUAAUGGUUCCACUUAUUAUGUUGGAAGAUGACAACUAUAAACCAUUAGACCCGGACAGAAUUCGUUUACCACCACCAGCACCUCCAAAUGAUAGACUUUUAGCAGCCGUUGAUGCAUUCUUUGCCUCGCCGAAUCAUGAACGUCCACGAGAUAAUGAAGGGUGGGAGAAAUUAGGAUUAUACGAGUAUUACAAAGCAAAAAAUUCAGCAAGAAAGAUGAAAGAAGACGCUAUAGCGCAAGGUUAUAGACAAAAAUCGAAAUCACCCAGUCCCAUUCCUAAGGAUUUACAGAAACAACCUACUCCACCAGGAAGAAGAUACAGAUCACGGAGUAAAACACCCGAACCUAAUAUACCAAUGAAGUCACGAUCACGUUCACAGUCACCUAAAAGAAAACACAAUAUGUGGAAAAGAGAGAGAGAAAGUGCAAGAGAAGGACGAAGACGUACCCGGUCGAGGUCAAGAUCAAAAUCACGUAGUAAUUCCCGCGAACGAGAAAGACACAGAGACUCACCAAGAUCGCGCCGUGUGGAACGUUCUAGAUCGCCAACACCACCUAGUUUUCUUGGUGGAGCAUAUCCCACGACUUCCGGAGGUAUAGAUUCUACAAAUAAAGGGCAUCAAAUGCUACAAAAGAUGGGUUGGAGUGCAGGGGGCCUUGGUGCUUCAGGCCAGGGUAUUGCAGAACCUAUCAGUGGCGGUUUCGUAAGAGAUAGACAAGACCAAUAUAAAGGUGUUGGCGUCAGUUUGAAUGAUCCCUAUGAAAACUUCAGAAAAAACAAAGGUGCAGCGUUCAUCAGCAGAAUGAAGGAAAGAGCCCUUGAACGUUCUUCAUGAUUCCCGCAGGCUAAGACUUUGUAAAUGUGUACAAUGGGUUAUGUGUGGAUGAAAUGAAUUCUAUUACCUAAAUCACCUUUUAAAUAAAGAUAAAAUAGUUUUA
Messenger RNA from Bombyx mandarina (wild silkworm), 2554 nucleotides. It is a transcript of the gene scaf6, whose product is annotated as SR-related CTD associated factor 6. Gene Ontology annotation, molecular function: RNA binding. The record is from RefSeq and is a predicted model, not a curated record. Gene Ontology annotation, biological process: RNA processing; intracellular calcium ion homeostasis. Lineage: Eukaryota; Metazoa; Arthropoda; Insecta; Lepidoptera; Bombycidae. Gene Ontology annotation, cellular component: perinuclear region of cytoplasm.